Messenger RNA from Styela clava, 1630 nucleotides. RefSeq names its product uridylate-specific endoribonuclease A-like. Lineage: Eukaryota; Metazoa; Chordata; Ascidiacea; Stolidobranchia; Styelidae. The record is from RefSeq and is a predicted model, not a curated record. Gene Ontology annotation, molecular function: RNA endonuclease activity.
CAAAUAUAUACAUUAUUUAUGACUAUCUAUUAUCAAUUUGUUAAAUAUGUGAUACGUAUUAGACCAUGAUGAAUCUGAAAGUUGGAAUUCUCCUGGCCGUUUCACUGUUUGCAGUCUGCUCAGCGGACAGCUGCAGCAAUAACAGAUGCGGAACAUUCGAUUUGAAUGCGUACGACUGCCAAUGCAAUGGCGAGUGCAUAUAUCACGGAAAUUGCUGCAGUGAUUACAGUACACUGUGUGAUCCAGACGCUACAUGCAGCGGACGAACAUGCUAUAACGGACACGACACCGGCAAACCUUGUCAAUGCAACGACUAUUGCGUUCAGUAUAACGACUGCUGUCCCGAUUUUCCAGCUGCUUGCGAUGGUAGCAACGUCGUAGAAUCAUGCGCUGGUCGGUGUGGACCUGGAACUGACACAGGCGCUAGUUGCCAAUGUAAUUCAUAUUGUCUACAAUAUGGGGAUUGUUGCUCUGAUUACUCGGAAAUGUGUGAAUCUGGUGGAGGAGGAACAUCAACGACUAACCCAGGAUCUGGCACCUCUUGUUCCUCGGUAUCGGUGUCAAAUAGUGAAAUAGUGGCAGUUUCAUAUAACUUAUGGUCAAUGGAUGUCAAUGCUGCCGGCCCAAAUGACGUAACUUACGACUUACAGAGCUCCACCACUACGGGUGCAACAAAUGAUGCAGCACCAGGCCCGUUUUUUACUUACGUUAAUGAGGCAGUUUUCCAGCGAACAACAUUUCAAAAGCUCCGAGCUAUUCAAGAUAAUUAUAUCAGAAAACAAGGAUUUACUGAAGAUGUCACUGCUCAAGAAGAACAGGAAAAUUCGGACUUCCUAGAUGCCGUUCUCAGUACUGAAAUUGGGCAGUACUUGUAUGAAUUUCUUGACAGUAAAAACCUUGCCGGAUGUAAUGGAAUUGAAGGUUUCAAGCAACUCCUGAACGUCAUCUGGUUUGGAAUGUACGACAGAUCAGCGCCUGAUGACACAAGCGGAUUUGAGCAUUCAUUCGUAGGAGAAAUCAAAGGAACUAAAGUAUCGGGUUUCCACAACUGGAUGUAUUUUUACUACGAGGAACAGUAUGGGAAUUUCAACUACCAGGGUUAUGUUAGCCAGCAAGAACCUAAUAUGGUGGGCAUGAGGCAUACAUGGUACGGAGCACCUAAAAGUAUGAAUGGCUUUACAAUUGGAACAAGUCCAGAAAUUGAACUCGCCCUAUAUACUCUUUGUUAUCUGACAAGACCUGGAAGUCUCUGCACUAUCAAUUUGUCUGACGAGUUCGGAGAAGCGGUUGAAAGGAAAAUUCAAACAUGGACUUGGGGUGGUGAACAGGCGCAAGGUUAUCCCAAAUAUAUCGCCUCUGCAUACUUUUUGACAUAGCUUGCGUAAGCGAUUCCCAAACAAGAAUAGUGCCAAUUACUGAUGAAACGAUUUAAUAUAAUAAAUAAUUAAUAUUGACUAAUUUCAAUAUAUAUAAACUAAUAAAUUGUACUGUGAAAUCUAUUCUGGUCGAGAAGUAGUACAGAACAUUUUAAAAACAUCGUAGCCAGUUCGUUACGCUUGAAAUUUCGAAAAAAUACCAACCGGCUCAUCGUAUUUUUACUUGCGAAAUUGAAGAUAUAUCGAUAACUGGA